Colletotrichum abscissum is the source of this 1188-nucleotide messenger RNA. Its product is annotated as mannitol dehydrogenase domain-containing protein. Gene Ontology annotation, biological process: mannitol catabolic process. The record is from RefSeq and is a predicted model, not a curated record. Bases 1 to 1188 code for a protein of 395 amino acids. Gene Ontology annotation, molecular function: mannitol-1-phosphate 5-dehydrogenase activity. Gene Ontology annotation, cellular component: cytosol. The transcript has a single exon. NCBI's taxonomy places the organism in Eukaryota, Fungi, Ascomycota, Sordariomycetes, Glomerellales, Glomerellaceae.
AUGUCAACACAACAAUUCACUAAGAAGGCCGUCCACUUCGGCGCCGGCAACAUCGGCCGUGGAUUCGUCGCCUGCUUUCUCCACAACUCCGGCUACGAGGUCGUCUUCGCCGACGUCGCCGAUGCUCUCAUUGAUAAGCUGAACGAGACCCCUUCAUACCGGGUUAUCGAGGUCGGUGCUGAGGGUACCAACGAGAACACAAUUACAAACUACCGCGCCAUCAACUCAAGAACACACGAGGCAGAGCUGGUCGAGGAGAUUGCCACGGCUGAUGUCGUCACGUGCUCCGUCGGCCCAAACAUCCUCAAGUUUAUCGCCCCUGUCAUCGCCAAGGGUAUUGACAAGCGUCCCAGCGACCUGGCACCCAUCUCUGUCAUUGCCUGCGAGAACGCUAUUGGCGCCACCGACACCCUUGCUGAGCACAUCAAGGACCCUCGCAACACUGCUGUCCACCGCUUGGAGGACCACCACGAGCGUGCACGGUACGCCAACUCCGCCAUUGACCGCAUCGUUCCUGCUCAGGACCCGAAUGCUGGUCUCGACGUCACCCUCGAGAAGUUCUACGAGUGGGUUGUCGAGCGUACACCCUUCGAGGAGAUUCCCAGCAUUGAGGGUAUCAACUGGGUCGAUGAGCUCGCUCCUUUCAUUGAGCGCAAGCUUUACACCGUCAACACUGGCCACGCUACUGCUGCCUACCACGGUUACAACCGCGGUAAGCGCACCGUCUACGAUGCGCUUCAGGACAAGGCCAUCAUGGCCGAGGUUCGUAAGGCUCUCGAGGAGACCAGCAACCUGAUCAUUAGCAAGCACGGCAUCGACGAGAAGGCCCAGCGUGAGUAUGCUGCCAAGAUCAUUCGCCGCAUCGGCAACCCCCAUUUGGAGGACGCUGUUGAGCGUGUCGGACGCGCGCCUCUCCGCAAGUUGAGCCGCAAGGAGCGCUUCGUCGGCCCCGCGGCCGAGCUUGCCGAGAAGGGUGAGGACUGCACUGCUCUGCUCCGCGCAGCUGAGAUGGCGUUCCGCUUCCAGGACGUUGAGGGUGAUGAUGAGAGCAAAGAGCUCUCCAAGCUCAUGUCUGAGAAUUCCCCAGAGGAGGCUGUUACCAAGAUCUGUGGCAUCCAGUCUUCGGAGAAGAUUCACCCCAUGUUGGCUGCUGUUGUUCGCAAGGUCCAGGCCGACAGUGAGGAAUGA